UUAAAGAUGUCAUUUCAUCCACCAGUUCGUCCUGAAGUGAAGCCGAAACCACCAAAGAAAUGGUAUGAAGAGCUGUUGGAGAAGGAUGAGAUUUUAUUGUAUUUCACUGCCAUUCUUGGCGUACUUCUUCCUGCCGUUGUGUAUGUUGUCUACCACAAAAUCCAUUCCAUCUACAUGAACUAUGUAAAGAAAAGGGACAGUGAACGGCUAGCCGACGAAGCAGCGCGUUCUGAAGUUGCCGUCAUUUCAUUGUGCACUGAAGACAGUCCUGCACAACGAUUUUUAACACAUUUACAAUCGACACUGAGUGCAGAACUCAUUAAUCCACCAAAGUUAUGGCCAGUGGAGAACUUAAAAACUAAGGAUUUCAUACAUUUUAAGGGUUUUUGUGUGUUUGUCGUCGAGACCCUGACUGCAGGCGCGGCUCCGAUUAGUGCUGAAUGGUUUCUGGAUUGGUUAGAAGACGUUGCUGCGGAUGCAAAGCAAAAGAGAAAGGCUAACUUUGAUGCGCUGAAAUUCGUCAUUGUUGGAUUUGGCUCCAGUACCGCAGAAGAAUCGCAUUUCAAUAAGGUUUCGCACACGUUAUUGAAACGUAUGAAAAUUCUUGGAUCAAAGCAAAUCAUGAACGUGGUGCUGUUCGACACAUCACAGCCAGGUAGGCUGUUCCUACCUUUAUGA
Messenger RNA from Angiostrongylus costaricensis, 678 nucleotides. NCBI's taxonomy places the organism in Eukaryota, Metazoa, Nematoda, Chromadorea, Rhabditida, Metastrongylidae. The record is from the annotation of a GenBank genome assembly.